Messenger RNA from Sycon ciliatum, 1859 nucleotides. RefSeq lists its product as uncharacterized. The transcript is spliced from 2 exons. Bases 120 to 1217 code for a protein of 365 amino acids. Gene Ontology annotation, molecular function: DNA binding. Lineage: Eukaryota; Metazoa; Porifera; Calcarea; Leucosolenida; Sycettidae. The record is from RefSeq and is a predicted model, not a curated record.
CAGUCGAGCCUUCAUCACUGUUCAUGGUCUUUUUGGUCGAGCUGAAGUGAAUAAUUGCAGGAAAUGGAAUCAGGCAUUGCACACUGAAUCCUAUAGUACAUGUACCUUGUCAAAGAACUAUGCCUGUGUUUUCUGACCCAUCGCUCUUGACGGCAGUCAGGCUGAAGGAAGAGCUGACGAAGCACGGUGUCGAUUUCAAGCCAAACAGGCCGAAGAAGUAUUAUGUGGACUUAUACUCAAGAAACGUUCGAGAUGUGGACGAAUCUCAAUCCAAAUUGGAUUUCUCUUCUGAAGAGGAGGUGGAAGUUCCGGUAGCGAGGAAGCCAGUCGCUGUUGUCCGUUCCCAAACCCGCUCGUCCAUUGGCUCAUCCCGCUCUUCCAUCGGCCCAUCGCGCUCUUCCAUCGGCCCAUCCCGCUCGACAUCGAGACUGUCGGUGGUGCCGGACGACAUAACGGGCCUCAGCGACGCCGACCUCCGCCAGGAGUUGUUAGAGUAUAACUUUGAAGUUGGUCCAAUAUCCGAGACAACUAGACCGGUGUGUCAGCGGAAAUUAGCCGAAUUCCGAAGUAAGGGCAGCGCGAAGACACGUCAGUCAGGCGGCAGUCGUACUCUGUUCAGUGAUGAAGAGCUAGAUGAUAUGAGUGGUGGCCUUGGGGACGAAGGGCUAGAUGAAGAUGAACCAGAUAUGGAUGAUGAUGCGGAGACUGACGUCGAUUACGGUCCAGUGCUGACAAAGCGUACCUGGCCUCGUGUUUCAGAUGCAAAGCACACUGUGCCAACCGUAGCACAGGCGGGUUCUACACCGCCGCGCAGCACACAGCGCGCUGGUAUUCGGUCUCGCAUGCAGGACCAAACGAGCGCCAGCGGCUGGCCCGUGCGCGCUCGCACAGCACCUUCGACUGCGAGCCGUUCACCAACUCGCGAUGAUGGCAGGCAAGCAGCGGUGGCGGCGGCAGCAACACAGGGUCAGGUUGAUGUUACAGACUACGACACUGUAGACCGCAGAAGCCUCCUCCGGCGAAAGUCUGCUGUGAGUGGGCAAAGUCAGCAGCAACAGCAAGGCGGUAUCAGCUUUGCUCGCUUCCUGGAGCUACUUGCUGUUGGCCUGUUGGGAUUCUUCAUCGUCGUCAUCCUCAUGUUUGUAGAAGGACCCCACCAAAAUCUAAUUCCGGCCAUUCCAAAGUUUCCUUCCCAACCAGAUUCAGGCCCGCCAUGAGUCAUAUGCAUUGCGAAUCUGUAAGGAGACUCGACGAGAUCUUUGAAUUCGACUUCUUCCUGCAAUGUUUCUGUCUUUAGUUUGUUGUGUGGGAUUAUGACACACAUCAAGCUAACUAUCUAUGCCUCCAAGGAGCUCUCACUUCCUGUGUUCGACUCGCUCGCUGCCAUGUGUCUUUUUUUCUCUCUGCUUCUAUUCUUUUAUAACAGAUCAACUGCCUGAGAUUAUAGAUAUGAAUAGGUCAUGACAAGUCAUGUUGUCAAUGUAUGCACGGUAGAAAAAGAAUCCCACUCCCCUGUUUUAUUUUACUUGUUUAGUGAACUAUUUUCUUCAUAAAAACAUUGCUGUUUAUCUCUGCCACAUGCUUGUAUGCAGUGCUCGUACUAGUAGAUGCCCGCUUGUUUACUUUUGAACCUCCGCUACGCUGUGCAAGUUUGCAUGCCUUUAUGUUUCGCAAGUGCUUGUCCUGGUACUCGCAUCGACUUGUAAAUUUGUGUCGUUGUCGUGUUGUCUAUUGAUCUUCUGUUGUAUGUUCACAUUUUGUACUUUGAAGUAAUUGAAGUAUCCGCAUGUAUAUUCUUGUUGUAUGUCCAAGGUGUCUAGGCACAGUGUUGCUAGAUAGCAAUCUGACCAUUACUCUUA